Anneissia japonica is the source of this 2511-nucleotide messenger RNA. RefSeq lists its product as uncharacterized. The transcript has 15 exons. NCBI's taxonomy places the organism in Eukaryota, Metazoa, Echinodermata, Crinoidea, Comatulida, Comatulidae. The coding region runs from base 154 to 2178 and encodes 674 amino acids. The record is from RefSeq and is a predicted model, not a curated record.
CUCAAAGAAAAGUAUGAGAGCGUAUCAUCGAAUCUACAAGAAUUCAUAUCGCUCACGCAACUCACAAUUGCACAAGCAGCAAAGAUUUCACCAAUCAGAGUCCAGGAUUUGCAGGUUGAUUAUGACACUACAAGAGUGUAUGUAGAAUUUACUAUGAUAAAUCGAGCACCGGAGGGCGCUGUGUCGAAUCCAGUUUCCGAGACAACCUUAGAAGAUGCUAUAGAAAAUCUUCGUACAGUCAUAGACAAUGGAGCAUUUUACGUCUUGCAGUUCCAAGCUGAGCCGAACAGCCUACGUGAUGAUGUUUCAUUGCCGGAUCAUAUCGAUUUCAAAGGCGAUAAGACCGUGUGCGAGCCAGAGGUACCUUAUAACUCGAUGCCGAUGCCACUUUUUCCUCCUAACUUUCAAAUGAAAAUUGAAGGCAAAGUUCAAGAAGGGACGAAAUUCAAAUUCGAAGCCGAGGAGUAUUUUGAUGGACGGAAUCGCACGGCCGCAAUAAAGUAUACCGAAGAGGGCGUAACUCAACGUGUUAUAAUUGACAUGAAAUACAAGUAUUUAUAUAGAAUUCAAGGGAGCAUUUGUUCGAUUGUAAAUUAUGACAGUCCUGAUAAGGUCGCCGGAAUAUUCCCACUGAGCUCAUUGAAUCAGUUACGACAAGGAAAUGAGAUAUACUUUGGCGAGCAGACGAUCCGUGGAAUACCGGUGAACCACUGGCAGUCCUGCAUCUACUGGCCCAAGCUUUCCGCCACAUUCACUGUCGAUUGGUACUUCGCCAAGCCAGAGUAUCUGAGUGCAUCUACCUGGACACAAGCGCUCGUACGCACGCGCGUUCGUGGUAAAGCAAUCAACUUAGAUGAACCAUCCGGGCCUACCAGAGAUUUUGAACACAUUUAUGACUACUUCGCAUUUAGGUCCGACAUAUAUUCAGACGGCGACAGCCCAUUUUUGAUUCCACCAGGAACAGUGUGUACUGGCGAUACUUUUUACAACUCUCUGGAAGUUCCCAUGGUCCCUCCGUAUUUUGUUUUCAAAGGCGAAGAAAUCGUACCGAAUGCAAAAUAUAAAUUUGAUUUUGACGAAUACUACGAUGAUGAAUACCAACUGAUCCGCACAGAUGUGAAGUCCACUCUCAAAUACAAUGGCUACGAUGGUCCGGUGCCAACUUCAUACAUCGAUGACUACAAUACAGGGGUUUCCCACAUAAUUGACUUGUAUCAUGGAAACUGUACGAUUCAGAUGAUUUCGGGCAACUCACCUUCGCCAAUGAUGCGUACGGGAUCCGCAAUAUUCUUCCGCAAAGAAAACCUGACGUUUACAUAUCGAGGACAGUAUCCCCAUCGUGAAAUAAUGGCCAACGUAUGGUCAACGCAGGUUACUUAUAAUGAGGGAACAACCAAAGAAAGUUCGUGGAUUGUCGAAGUGUACUACACACCUGAAAGUUUACAACUUGUGCAUAUUGAUGGAAGCGUGUCGGCGCAACAAAUACCGAUUCACGUGGAAGCUAGAAAUCAGAAUGUAAAAGAUGAACAACUGCUCCUAAUCAACGCUUACGAUUUUCGUACAAACCAUCCACGAAGCGGUGCCUUUGAUGUCAGUCAGUGUUAUCAUAAGUCAAACAACAAGCGCUUCCAGGUCACAAUGGCAUCAAAUUACUGGGCCACAAUUCAGACGUACGAAGAAUGGUUUAAGUCUGCAGCUCUCGUCACAAUCGCUAAACAUUCUGGUAUUUCUCCAGUUCGCAUUCAUGCGGUGACGAUGAAUCUAUCUGAAUCUCCAAACAAAGUGAUACUGUUCUUUACAAUGCUGGUCAAAUCAAACCUUGUCGAGGAGUUAAGUAUUGACGAGGCUAUCAAUUCGAUGGGAACUUUCGUAGAUAGUGGGUCUUUCGUUAUCAGAAUGAGUAUCAACGGAGACACUACUCAAGUGAAAGGAAUGGAAGACAAGGGAGAAUCAGUAUAUCUAUUUUUGGUCGACCCAAAUAGUCUUCAAUCUUUUUCGGUCCAAUCAGAAACCGCCGCCGAUGGUUAUAGUGUCGGGGCAGUUGUCGGUGUUGCAAUUGGAACUUUUCUAUUCAGCAUCUCCUUAACUGUCAUAAUCAUGCUUUAUGUCAGCAAGAAGAAAGGCGACAAACGUACACCAGGCGGAUUACCUGCUCAAGAGGUAACUGCAGAUUACUAAACGUAAAUGGUGGAUCGAGAUAGAAGCAGAAAAUGCAAAAUUAUCCCCAGCAUUUCUCCAAUUCCCUCCUCCCAUUUGACUGUCACAAAUUGUCGUUCCACCACGCUCUGUGUGUAGUGUGUAUGUUGCUCUUUGUUUUCAAUGGGUCUAUGGUACGAGUUUUGUAAUACUGAAUCAGCCAUGUCGACGUAGGUCUAACUUUAAAAUAUUUGAGAACUACAGUUGUAAAUCUAUUGAAUUCAUUAUUUUCUUACAGUUUAUACAUGAACUAGUUUACCUUGGUAUAUUGUAGCUAAAGUUCUUAUGAAUCGGAUUAAAUUUUAAUAUGUAUAA